Aspergillus ibericus CBS 121593 is the source of this 3210-nucleotide messenger RNA. RefSeq lists its product as uncharacterized. The record is from RefSeq and is a predicted model, not a curated record. Bases 1 to 3210 code for a protein of 1069 amino acids. The transcript has 6 exons. NCBI's taxonomy places the organism in Eukaryota, Fungi, Ascomycota, Eurotiomycetes, Eurotiales, Aspergillaceae.
AUGCGUACUCGUUCACAACAAGCAUCGCCUGGUGGCUUCCUGUCACUUGAUGAUGACCGCGCCCCCCGCCGGACCAGGUCUGCAAGAAGCAACGCACAGCAGGAUACUGCAACAUCAACGCAACCUGCAGCCCGCGCGAAGCCUCAACGUACCACCAAAAAGACUGCUGCCACCACGAAGAAGACCACAGCUAAGGCUCAGACGCGGAAAACUACCACUACCAAACGCGCGACGCGCCAGUCAGCACGAAAGGCCGAUAAAACCACGUCUGAUGAAGAUUCCCACCCUACCCAUAACGAUGAAGAUAUAACCACGAGCAUAUCGACCGCCCAGAAGACAACUCCCGAGAAGAAACCCGAGACCAACGAGUCCGAAGUCAAGUCAAAGCCUACAUUAUCUGAAAACGACGACAACAAUAGUGAGUUUAAUCUAUGCGUUGUUCCCAUGUCCCCCGUACCCACGGACCCAUCUGCCCCCAAGGACCCCAAGGACCCCAACAACCACGACACCCUGGACUCCCAGGGAACCAGGGCUGCCUCGUGGCUGCAAGAUUUUAUCGACGCUCUGAGCGUCUGCUCGCCUCCUACAGAGAGGUCGAGGACGCCAUCUUUGGCGUCAGAGUCCGAGGCAGUCCUGGCACCGCGUACCGCGCAGGAGUCGGGCGCAACCCACAUCUCUGCCCCGACUCCUGCUGCGGAGGACCGCACCUUCGAGCAACCUGCGGAACCAACCGUGGUGGAGCCAAUGGAAGAAACUGUCUCAACAUCUUCCGAGCAGUCUAAUACUGCCUCAUUGGCUUCCGCUGCGGGCUCCGGAGGAGUGACAGUCGUGGAGGACGGGGAGGUAGGCGCGCUGAUUACAGCCCUCGCCGGAUUGUCUCUGGACGAUCUUGCGCCUCCCUCGUCCGAUGAAGCGACCGUCAAUCUGAUGGAGUCGACUACCGCGUCGAUUGGAGACCCUGUUGAGCCUUCCCACAUCGCUCCCCGAAGCGCCCCCGCUUCUCCCGCUUCUCGACAACAGUGGGUUCGGGAGUGGGCUCAACAGGUCCCUUCCACGGGCUACAUUCAUCCCAUCACGGGACAACUCGUGGGAGGGCCGUCGGCGUCGGUUGAGUUGGCGGGAGAGUCCGCUUCCAAUAGCGGCUCCCCGAACCGUCAGGAUGGGGUUCGGGACUACUACCUGCGGAAGCGGCAGCGUGAGGUUCAAGUUAUGUCCCCGCUGCAAGAAGAUCAAGAAUCGCAGAGUAGUCCCGGCCCCGGCUCAGGUGUCCCCAGCGUGAAGCUGACCGACAAACCAGGAACCAGAAAGCGCGCCCGCUCGGAAUCCAGCGACGAAGAAAACAACACACCGCAAACCCCUGCCGCCAACAAGCGGCGAAAUCUUGGAGUUCCCGGAAGCACACCAUAUAGACCCGCAUCUCGCCCCCGCGCCCUGACUGCGAACAUCACCCCGUACUCUGAGAGACGACGAAGACGCGCCGUCGAAAAGGAUGGCCGUAUCCACUCAACUGCUAUUCGCGUAUCUCAACUGCUCGCUCAGCAAGAGGCCGACCGGCGCCGCCAGGCAGCAGAGUCUUCUGCCCCUCUGAGCCCAUUCCCGGGGCUGCCGCAGACCGACUUCGAAUUUACAGUCGAUAAGGCCCAUAAUCUUAGUCAGAGCCAAGAGCAAGAACACAACUUACCGGGGCAGCCUUCUACACUCCAGCAACCGGUCACUCCGGAGCGCACUAGAGGUUGGAACAUCCGUGGCCUGCUUAACUCUGUGCCCCGCAGGUUUUCCAGAAUCAUACCCUCUUUUGGGAGGAGCCCCGAACGAACCCAAGAGUCCGUCCCUUUCCAACCGUCUUCUGAACGUGUGAAUCGAACGCAAACCCCCGAGUCCUACUCGGAUGUUUCUCAGAACCAAGCGCAACCUAACCGCGGUUCAAGCGAGGAGCCUCCCCAAAAGCGCGCUCGCAGGUCUUGGUCUCUCUUUCCGCAACCUUUCGACAGGUCCCUCUAUCUUGCAGAUCUUCCCAAAAAGGAAUCGACUACUCCGUCUUCUACUCUAGUAUCUCGGCCUGUUGAUAAGCCAUCAACGGAAGAAUCGAAGACUCAAGAGUCAAUCGCAUCAGAUGACAGCGAAGCAGAACAAUCAAAGGAAAAGAAGCGCAAGCGGUCUCCGUCGCCUGACGUGAUCCCUAACCCUCCCGGAUGCAGCUAUGGAUUGGACUUGGAUUAUUUCUGCUAUAGCUCUGAAAGCGAUGAGGAACAGGAACUUCCGCAGCCACGAACUGAACAAAAGAAGCCUGAUCAUUCGGCCAAGGCGGCAGUCCGCAGUGCCCUACGCUCUGAGCGGCCAUCAUCGAAGAAAGUCCGUUUCGAUGCAAGCCCAGAAAAUACGCCGUCCAAACUCAGACUACGUGCCCGUGCAACCGACCCUUAUCAUGGCAGGCACUUCAUUGGAAUGGGCAAUGACUCGGACGCCGCUGCUCCAGAUUCUCCUACCCCCGCUUCUCAUGUCUCUGACGAAUCUCCAACGCGUUCCGGCUUCGUUCCGAAUCGCCAGGGUACAUUCCAACUAGACUACGAUGCUUUCUCAGACGACUCGGAAUCGAGCGGAUCCCCUUCAGCAGCAAAUGUCCCUGCACCUAGUUCUGUACCUAGCUCACCGAAUGUCGCUCACGCUGGUGUUCCUGAAAGUGUGCAAUCCCCAGAUGUCCGCCUGACCCCGCGUCAAACGGCUGCGGCGCCAUCUACUCCAGCGAAGAUUGACGAAGAAGCACUUGCCAGAGCUCGCUCACAGGCUGAGAAAUACAAACCCAAGACUCCUAGUGGCCUUCGUACUGCAAGCCGAUACUCGAGUCCUUUGACUGCUACACCUGACACGGUAUCUGCAUCUGUGCCCGUGGCCACACCAACACCUGCAUCGGCGGAUGAGCCCGUACCCGAGCCUGAGCAGCCUCCUACUGAAGAUUUUGGAGACGAUGAAUUUGCUCGCGAGGCACAGUGGCUUUUUGAGAACUGCCCAUCCGGAGACCUUAGCGACCUAGUGUGGCCUCAGCCCGUAACUUAUGAAGAGCAAGGCUUUAGUCCCGAGGCGGUUAACCUUGUGAAUGAGAUGUGGGACCCCGCGAUGGUUGAUUAUGCUUAUGCCAACAUCUGGACACCUGGUCUGGAGGCAUUCAAGCGUGACUUGGAAUUAGGCGUGUCCGAGGCGACACAGGCAUAG